This is a messenger RNA of Trichomycterus rosablanca, 3495 nucleotides long. RefSeq lists its product as uncharacterized. The transcript has 7 exons. The record is from RefSeq and is a predicted model, not a curated record. NCBI's taxonomy places the organism in Eukaryota, Metazoa, Chordata, Actinopteri, Siluriformes, Trichomycteridae. Gene Ontology annotation, molecular function: nucleic acid binding; zinc ion binding. The coding region runs from base 1 to 2025 and encodes 674 amino acids. Gene Ontology annotation, cellular component: apical plasma membrane; cell surface. Gene Ontology annotation, biological process: neutrophil migration.
AUGGCGUUGGCACUGCUGCUGUACCCACUAACGCUGCUCCUGCUCAAUGCUAUUCAGACGUGUGACAGUGAAAGUGGAUUAGUGGAUCUGUCACGCUGUCAGCUUUUUGAAGCUGGAAUUUUGUAUGAUGAUCUUCACUUGCAAGAUGAGAGCUGUAAAGGAACAGUUAAUGAUAACAGGGUGCUGAUCACAUUCAACAACAACAACAGAAUCUGUGGAGGAACUUUUCAGAGUAACGCCACACACCUGAUCUAUAACAAUUUGGUGAGUAGUGUUUCAGGAACUAUCACUCAUAACACCACCGUUCAUAUGUCCAUCUCCUGCGCCUACCCACUCAUCCAGAAGAUCUCCAUGCCCAAGUCGUUCCAGGUUACAGGAGGACUAAUCAGCAAGGAAUUACCUUCAGCUGAGGGAACGUACCAGGUCUUAAUGCAGGCGUAUCCUGAUAAUUCUUACACCUCUCCACUUAAUGGUUCGGUGACACUCAACAUGAACCAAAAGAUCUUCAUGGAUGUAACAGUGGUGGGAUUCGACAGUACAAAGAUCUCCACCGUGCUGGACAGUUGCUGGGCCACGCACAUUGAUAACAUCAAUGACACCAUCCGCUGGAACCUCAUCACUAAUGAAUGUCCCGACCCGAUGGAGAGUUCUGUGAACAUACUGCAGAAUGGCGUCUCCACAUCCAGCCAUUUCUCCUUUAACAUGUUCACCUUCAGCGGUUUCUCAGACAGCAUCCACCUACACUGUCAGGUUCACCUGUGCCUGUUGCAGGGGAACACCUGUACCCCGAAGGAUUCCCUUGAUGACUUCAUUCCGUUUCCUCCUCCACCACCUCCCGUUCACCACGGACCGGGAGGAGCAGAGGACGAUGUGGACGAAGAGGAAGGAAUGGAGAAUGUGCAACGAAAAAGAAGAGCAGGAGGGGAACCUGAUUCACCCCAAAUGCAGACACGGAAACGCAAAAGGACGGAAAACGAAUUGAGAAAGAUGAAAGAGAAGGAGAAGCACUUGAAUCAGGAACUCGCUAGGCUGGAAAAUAAACAGAAUAAAGAUAGGCUUCCUGAAGAAGCAGCAACGAGAGAGCUGCCGUCGGCACCUUCCUACGACGAAAACAGGCACGACCCUUUCCAGAUGCCCAACAUUCAGGUCAUGGGACCCAGUGGUCCAGAUUAUGUUUUCAGACCAUGGACUAUGGAUGAUAUCAGAACUGUGUGUGAAGAUCUUCCACCCAUUUCUGAGGGAGGACCAAAGUUUGUGGGAAAACUGAGACUGUUUGUUGAGGGUUGGAAGCCAUCCAUCAAUGAACUGGCAAGAGCAUGUGCAUGCAAACUCAAGCUGGACUGGACAAAAGUCCAAGGAUCACUACCUCUUACUACUGAUAUCUUUUAUGAUGCCACAGUGGGAGGCAGAUUUCAGACUGAGUACACAAAUCUGUGCAACAGAAUCGAAAAAGGAUUUCCAGUUAGACUGGAUCUCACAAAACUGUCUCAAACCAGACAGAUGGAAGGGGAGCAUGUCAACGAUUUUCUCCACAGACUUGAGGCUGUGCAUGAAGCUCAUUGCGGGAUUGACAAACCAGAGGAUUAUCCUGGUAUAGUCCUCUCAGCCUGGGAAAGCCACUUGAAGGAACGAUUCCUGAGCGGUCUGAGAAUUGAGAUUCAGAAGAAAGUGAGAGACGACUGUGUAGAAGCAGAAACUGGAAGACUCCAAACAAUCUUGGCAUUUGUGGUACAUGUUGAAAAGAGACUGAACGAAAAGAAACAGAGAAGUAAGGAAGACAGAGAAAGAAAAGAGCAUCAGCUUCAAUGCGCAGUUUUAGAAGCUGCAAAAGGUGGUUUCGGACGUGGACGAGGUCGAGGUCGAGGAAAGGGAAAACAAAAAGGAAAAGGAAAGUCAGGUCCAGAUGGCGAAAAGGAUUUCUCAAAGUACAAGUGUUACAACUGCAACCAACUUGGGCACAUUGCUAGAAACUGCCCUAAAAAGGACAAUGUCCGAGACGAACAAUUUGAGGAGGAGGUGGAAUGAGGGGUACAGGGAAUGAACAUCACAUCCACCAGACACCAAGAAUCCGGUAGCCUGCCUUCUUCUUACUCUGCACAAGCAGCUGAGCUUGUAGCUCUCACGGAGGCGUGUAAAUUUGCAGCAGGCCAUACCGUAACCAUUUACACAGACUCCAGGUACAGUUUUGGGGUUGUUCACAGCUUUGGGACAUUGUGGAAGCAAAGAAACUUCCUAACGUCAUCAGGUAAGGCGAUUGCACACCACACUCUUGUGUCAGCUCUUCUGGAUGCCGUUUUACUACCUAAACAAGUGGCAGCGGUACAUGUUCGUGCACACACAAACGGCUCGUCCCCUGAAGCACAGGGCAAUGCACGAGCUGAUGCAGCUGCAAAAAAAGCUGCUAGAGACCCGACUUACUUUUCAAUACAAGCAACAGUAAUUGAACCUCAGGACGUGACUGUUGAUGAGAUUCAACAGGCUAGAACAGCCAAGGAUGUAAAAGCCUGGCGUAGUUCGGGGUGUACGUUUAAUGGGAAGAUUUGGAAAGGCCCUGAUAACAAGCCAUGUCUACCUUCCUAUUACUUUCCUUAUUUUGCGAAAAUGGCCCAUGGGGUGGACCAUUGUUCGAGGGGAGGGAUGGUAGAUGCAGUUAAACAACAAUGGUUUGUUAAAGGCUUCUCAAAUUACUCGCAAACUUUUUCCAAAAAGUGUUUAACCUGCCUGAAGGUAAAUUCAGCAGGUGCAGUUCAAAAAACCCACACACACGGACAUCCAGAACCUGAUAUGCCAUUUGAUCACUUACAAAUGGAUUUCAUUGAAUUGACACCAUGUCAGAAAAAGAAGUAUGUGCUUGUGAUCGUUGACAUGUUCUCCAAAUGGGUGGAAGCAUACCCAACAACUCAUCAGGACACACUAACGGUAGCAAAAAUCCUGAUGAGAGAGAUUAUUCCUAGAUUUGGUAUUCCUAGGAAAAUAUCCUCGGACAAUGGACCCUCCUUUGUGGGAAAAAUCCUGACACACAUUAGUGAUGUGAUUGGCAUGCCAUUGCACAAACACUGCGCCUAUCAUCCACAGAGCGCAGGUUUGGUAGAGAGAACAAAUGGCACAAUUAAACAAAAAUGGAUUAAGGUCUGUCAGGAGACAGGGUUAAAUUGGGUUGAAGCCCUUCCAUUAGUCUGUAUGAGUUUGAGACAGAGAGUGUCAUCAAGAACAAAACUCUCGCCGUUUGAAAUAAUGUUCGGACGGCCACCAAACACGGGAUGUGCUCCCAAAAGGGACACAUUAGCCCUAGAAGACGAUCACAUGCAAAGAUAUUGUGCAACGCUGUGUUCUGUGUUGUCUGAUGUGCACAGGAGGGUGAAGGAGUCUUUACCUAGUCCGGCAGUGACGGGACACACUGUACAACCAGGAGACUGGAUCCUGACUAAGGUCUACAAGAGGGCUAACUGGAAAGCUGAUCGCUGGCAAGGACCAUUCCAGGUGUUGUUGGUUACU